UCUAGAAGUGCAUGUGACAUGCUACUCAACCAGCAAACAUUGGAAGAAAACUACAUCGCAGCAGAAAUCUACAAAGAAUUCUAUGGCACCCGUGGCAACACAAUUCGAAUCCAAUGGGUCCCAAGUCACAACGGAAUAAACGGAAACGAAAUAGCCGACGCAGAGGCCGUAGCCAAAUCAAGAGAACCCCAAACCUAUUUCAACGGAAUAACGAUGAACGAUGCCCUGAUAGUAAGCAAAGAUGAAGUAUGGGAAGAAUGGACUAGGAAGUACAAGACACUUUCGGAAGAGAAAGGAAGCUGGCACUAUCAACUUCUCGAACAACCCACCAAAACCAUAUGGAACAAAAACCUUGCACUCAACCCAGAACAACUAAAAACCCUAAACAGAAUUAGAACCGGCCACUGCCUAACUAAAGACAAAAGAUUUAAGUGGGGGUGGGAGAUUGAUGAUCAGUGUGAAUGGUGCGACACCACGGAAGACCUACAACACAUUCUGUACGUGUGCCCAAAGUACAACCAUAGCAGAGUAGACUACCCAGCGUUGGAAUACAUGAAGCCCCUCCAAGAUAUUCUACGGGAAAAAAAUGAAGAAGAUCUGAAACAGAUUGUACAGUUUCUAAACUCCAACAAGAUACACAUCUGAACACAAAGUGAGAAGUAU
This is a messenger RNA of Armigeres subalbatus, 663 nucleotides long. RefSeq lists its product as uncharacterized. NCBI's taxonomy places the organism in Eukaryota, Metazoa, Arthropoda, Insecta, Diptera, Culicidae. The record is from RefSeq and is a predicted model, not a curated record. The coding region runs from base 19 to 645 and encodes 208 amino acids. The transcript has a single exon. Gene Ontology annotation, molecular function: RNA-DNA hybrid ribonuclease activity; nucleic acid binding.